Molecule: messenger RNA, 411 nt
Organism: Ostertagia ostertagi
Lineage: Eukaryota; Metazoa; Nematoda; Chromadorea; Rhabditida; Trichostrongylidae
Source: the annotation of a GenBank genome assembly
AUGCGUGAGCUUUGGAAAAAGCUGAGCGGCUGCAAGGAAAGAUUAGAAACGGCUACCGUUUUAAGUCAAGAACAAAAGGAGUUUCUAAAAGGGCUAAAGCCUUGCACCGAAACAAGCAGCUGUGAGAAAAUAACUCUUACUAGGGAGCAACAACACGAAGUCAUUGCGGAUAUAGACAGCAGCCGUUCCAGACGGCAAGCUUACAACGACAAAACUUAUCCCGGUAGAAGAUGGUCACGAGGCGUUUUCUAUUCACUUGACGGCAGCUUGACUGACGACCUUCUUCUUGUGUUCAAAGAGCACGGAUGUUGGGCAGAAGUUGGCAGACAAGAAGGAUGGCAGUUACUUUCACUGGGCAAAGACUGUGACACUGUAGUGUUUGAAGUUAUUCCCACUUCGUGCAAAGCCAGG